GGGGCCGGCGGGGCGAGCGGCCCGGCUCAGAGCCGCCGCGCCACCGGGAGAGGAAGGGGCCGCCGGCCGAGCCCGCCCUCCACUCGCCCACAGCGGCGGCCGGGCGGCGGGGACGCGAGCGGAGGGCGCCGGGAGAGGCCCGGCCGACACGAGUACGGGAGGCUGCGGGUCAUGGCGCCCCGGGCCCUCGCCGCCCGCCGCCCCCGCCCGCCCGGGCGCCCCCGAGCUGCGCCUCGGAGCCCACGGAGCCUCGGCGCGCCAGGAGGCGACUUGGAGCUCCUCUCGGUGCUGACAUGAUGACAGUGUGCAGGCCAGCCAAGGGCAGCCACAGCCAGACUGAAAACCUGGGCCACAAACUGGCUGACAAGGUCAAGGUGGAAGGUCCAAAGGCUGGGGAAGACCCUCAAAGGCAGCCGUUUAGGUCCUCCAUUCCUUUCCUAGAGACUGAUCAGGACUCACCCUUCCGAAGAAGCCCGCUGGAGAGCCUCUAUAACCUGAUGCUAGAGCCAAGAGUGGACUGUUUUCAGCAGAACAUGUUCAGCUCAAAUAUGAUCAUCAGCGACCCAGCUUCAGAUCUCGGCACUAAAGGAGCCAGCAGGGCCGGCAAGAGGCAGCUAAGCAGUGUUCAGAACCCCUGCCCUCCCGCCCGAGGCGGGGCCUGGCACAAGUCCCUCAGCAUAAAGGACAAGAUAUCAGAAUGGGAAGGGAAAAAGGAGUUGCCCACUCCUGCCCCUGGCAGGAAAGCAGAUGGGCAAGAGGAUUACCUGACGUCAUGUGUGAUGGAGAGGAGAAGCAGCGAUGGUUCGAGGACUCGGGUCACAGAGGCUCAGAACGGAACAAGGCUGGACGCAGAGAGUAGAGAGGAUGAGAGGAAUAAAGGGGUAGUGAAAGUUGGGGCACAGGAUGCAGAGCAGAGGCAAGACCUGAGCCAGCCAGCCCGGGAGCUGGCUCCUAGCUUGGGAAGAGGCCGGGAGCCCAGGCUUGGCAAACAGCGCUUUCAGAAUGAUAGCCUGUCUGUGCUGAAGCAGGUGGAGAAACUUGAGCAGGCUCUGAAGGAUGGGUCUGCAGGGUUGGAUCCCCAGCUACCUGGCACCUGUUAUUCCCCACACUGCCUGCCGGACAAGGCCGAGGAGGGGCCCACCCUUCCUGAGAACCGUGGGGGCGCGAGUGUCUCAGAAUUCAGGGCCCACCGCUUGGACCUGGAAGGCAGGGAGCCCGCCCCUGAGGCCACAGAGGAAAGGAAGGGCUUGUGCGGGAGGCCCUGUGACCAGAGGCUGGAGAGUGUGUACAGGGGCUCGGAGGACUCCCCCACAAGACCCUUCAUCAACCCCCCGCCCAAACCCCGGAGAACUUUCAAACAUGAUGGCGAAGGGGACAAGGAUGGGAACCCAGGCAUCAGCUUCCGGAAAGAUAAAAGGAACCUGCCUCCUCUGCCCUCUCUACCGGCCCCGCCCCUGCCCUCCUCUCCCCCGCCUUCCUCUGUGAACAGGAGACUGUGGAGCGGGAGACCGAAGGCCAGUGCUGACCACAGAAAGUCCUAUGAGUUUGAAGACUUACUGCAGUCUUCCUCUGAGAACAGCAGGGUGGACUGGUACGCACAGACUAAGCUGGGGCUCACACGCACUUUAUCGGAGGAGAACGUCUAUGAGGACAUUCUAGAUCCACCAAUGAAGGAAAAUCCUUAUGAGGACGUUGAGUUACAUGGUCGAUGCCUCGGGAAGAAGUGUGUCUUGAAUUUUCCAGGUUCUCCCACCUCUUCCAUCCCUGACACACCCACCAAGCAGUCCUUGUCCAAACCUGCUUUUUUCCGGCAAAAUUCAGAAAGGAGGAACUUCAAACUGCUGGACACUAGGAAGCUGAGUCGGGAUGGCACUGGGUCCCCUUCUAAAAUCAGCCCUCCCUCCACCCCCAGCAGCCCUGAUGACACUUUCUUUAACCUCGGAGACCCACAGAACGGCAGGAAGAAGAGAAAGAUACCCAAGCUGGUGUUGCGAAUCAAUGCCAUUUAUGAGGCCCGGAGAGGAAAGAAACGGGUGAAGAGGCUGUCCCAGUCCACGGAGAGCAACUCAGGAAAAGUGACAGAUGAGAACAGUGAGUCUGACAGUGACACCGAGGAGAAGCUGAAAGCCCACAGCCAGCGCCUGGUCAAUGUGAAGUCACGCCUGAAGCAGGCUCCAAGAUACCCAUCACUGGACCGGGAGCUCGUCGAGUACCAGGAGAGGCAGCUCUUCGAGUACUUUGUGGUCGUGUCUUUGCACAAGAAGCAGGCCGGCGCUGCCUAUGUGCCCGAACUCACCCAGCAGUUCCCUCUGAAGUUGGAAAGGUCUUUCAAGUUCAUGAGAGAAGCUGAGGACCAGCUGAAGGCUAUCCCCCAAUUCUGUUUCCCUGACGCCAAGGACUGGACUCCUGUCCAGCAGUUUACCAGUGAAACAUUCUCGUUUGUCUUAACUGGAGAAGAUGGGAGCAGGAGGUUCGGUUAUUGCCGAAGACUGCUGCCUGGUGGCAAAGGAAAGCGUCUCCCUGAAGUUUACUGCAUCGUGAGCCGCCUGGGAUGCUUCAGCCUCUUUUCGAAGAUCUUGGAUGAGGUGGAAAAACGACGAGGCAUCUCUCCCGCCCUGGUCCAGCCUCUCAUGAGGAGCGUCAUGGAAGCCCCUUUCCCAGCCCUGGGCAAAACCAUUGUUGUCAAGAACUUCUUGCCAGGAUCAGGAACUGAGGUGAUUGAACUGUGCCGCCCUCUGGACUCCCGGCUCGAACACGUGGACUUUGAGUCUCUCUUUUCCUGUCUCAGCGUCCGACACCUGCUCUGUGUUUUUGCCUCCCUGCUUCUGGAAAGGAGGGUCAUCUUCAUCGCAGACAAACUCAGCACCCUGUCCACGUGCUGCCACGCGAUGGUGGCGGUCAUCUACCCCUUCACCUGGCAGCACACCUACAUCCCUGUGCUGCCACCUGCCAUGAUCGACAUCGUGUGCUCGCCAACCCCCUUCCUCAUUGGGCUGCUCACCAGCUCGCUGCCGCUGCUCAGGGAGCUGCCGCUGGAAGAGGUCCUUGUGGUCGAUCUUGUCAACAAUCGGUUCCUCAGACAGAUGGAUGACGAGGAUUCCAUUCUGCCCCGGAAGCUUCAGGUAGCCCUGGAACACAUUCUGGAACAGAGGAAUGACCUGGCUAGUGACCAGGAUGACAGGUCCCCAGACUGCAAGCGUGGCCCCAAGUCCAGCCCCUUGAACGAAGUGGUAUCCGAAGCCUUUGUCCGCUUCUUCGUGGAGAUCGUGGGCCACUACUCGUUGUUCCUGACGGCGGGCGAGCGAGAGGAGAGGACCCUGCAGCGAGAGGCCUUCCGCAAAGCCGUCUCCUCCAAGAGCCUCCGCCGGUUCCUGGAGGUCUUCAUGGAGACCCAGACGUUCCGGGGCUUCAUCCAGGAGCGGGAGCGGCGCCGGCAGGAUGCCAAAGGUCUUUUUGAGGUCCGAGCCCAAGAGUACCUGGAAACACUCCCCAGUGGAGAACACAGUGGUGUCAACAAGUUCCUGAAGGGACUAGGCAAUAAAAUGAAGUUUCUCCACAAGAAAUAGCCCUCAAUCCAGCCUCCAGGGAGAACUUUUCCUAGGGCAACCGCGUGUCUUAAAAACAGUCCUGGUGGUCUUUCUGAAAUGUUGGGUCCUUGGUUGUCCCAGGGGCUGGGAUAAAGGCCGGGAUGGUUUCCGGCCACCACUGGGCUCUCCCCAGGACCCGGGACCCCCCGAGCCACCGGAAGGUGCCGCUUCUUUAGAACAGCACUGGAAAUGGGACCUGAGACCAGGCACAUUCAAACGGAUUGUUUUGGUUGUUGGUUUUGGGUUUUUUAAAUUUUUUUUAUCUUAGAUAUUAAAAAGAAAAAAAGAAAAGUGUUUGGGUUUUCCUUUUAUUAUGCCAAGGCUAAGACAACUGUCCUGCCCUGUGUCACCUCUCCCUGGUUCAUCCUGCUUGGCAGUUGUGCUCUGGAGCCAAGAGGAGGAGAUGGGAAGGGGCGGCCCCCAGGUGCUCCUCUGGGCAGAAC
Orcinus orca (killer whale) is the source of this 4030-nucleotide messenger RNA. RefSeq names its product DENN domain containing 2A (gene DENND2A). Bases 294 to 3566 code for a protein of 1090 amino acids. Gene Ontology annotation, biological process: retrograde transport, endosome to Golgi. Gene Ontology annotation, cellular component: actin cytoskeleton. The transcript has 20 exons. NCBI's taxonomy places the organism in Eukaryota, Metazoa, Chordata, Mammalia, Artiodactyla, Delphinidae. The record is from RefSeq and is a predicted model, not a curated record.